ACGUCUAAAGUGACAAAUAACGAAAUAACAGAACGACUUCCAUAUGUUUGAAUAUUUUUGAUUAUUCACUUUCGUUCAUAACAAACAAUAAUUGUAAUACAUCCCAACAUCCGAUUCUUCCAGUAACUCAUUUUGUGAAAAAUGACCGAGUGGGAAGAAGUCAAACGCUUAGCAGCUGAUUUUCAAAAAGUCCAACUUGGCAGUUCCACCCAAAGGUUGUCUGAACGAAACUGCAUAGAAAUAAUAUCAUGGUUGAGAGAAAAGAAUAUGAUUGAUUUAAUUUUCUCAUCAGAUGGUAAAGAAUGUCUUACGCCAGAUCAGCUGUUGAGAGAAAUGCAAGAUGAGAUUUAUGGAAGCGGGGGAAGAAUAGAUAUUGUAGAUUUAGCGAAAACGAUAGGUGUCGAUUUAGCUCACAUCAAUAAUCACUUGAAUUCAUUACUUAAGCAUCAGAAAAAUUUACAUUUUAUUGUGGGACAACUGAUUGAUUCUACUUAUAUUAACAAGAUCGUAAUGGAAAUAAAUGAGAAACUGACUGCACAAGGUCAAAUUAACGUCAACGAUUUAUCUAUACAUUACGAUCUACCUGGAGAAUUUUUACAACAAAUUUUAGAGAAAAAUCUGAACAAAUCAUUGUUUGGAAAACAAGAUAAAAAUGAUCCAAAAGUUUUCUUCACAGAAUAUUUUAUAGCAAGGAAUGUUGCUAAAAUGAGGGGCGCUCUUUUUGGACUCACAAAACCCACACCAGUCGCUUCCAUUUUAUAUCAAAUUGAAGUUGCUGAAAAGUUAUUUUUCAGUCUGUUCGAUCAGACCUUAGCCUGUGGGUCUCUUACUAGCCGCCUAGUUGGAGCUCAGUAUAUUCCAGAUGUACAUUCCAAGUCAGUGCAUAAAUGGGUUUCUGAUUUCUUUUCGCAGAAUUCAUACUUAGAAUAUGAUACUCUCAAAAAAUUGGGGAUAUCUGACUAUGAAUCUUAUGUCAAGAAGCUAUUCAAAUCAGAAAAAAUAAUACUUUUAGAUUCUUGCCUCAUUUCCAAUGACUUGUUGGAUAGAUUGCUGGAUGAAGUUGAAGAUUGUAUCAGUAGUAUGACAUUUACCGAUGUUCAAUCAGUUCUGCCUUCAGUGUUCAAUGAAGCAGAUAUUUCAAUUUUGAUAGAAUUGAUAAUGACACCUCAGAGAAAACAGCAAAUAAUAGUUCUAGACAAUUUCAUUGUUAGUUUAACAUUCAUUGAAAAACUGACGGAACUUUGCAAAUCAGUAAUGGAAGAGAAAGCCAAUAAAUGUGUUGAAUCAGGUUUGUAUCAAGAGUACAAAAUUAAACUCCAGAUGGGGAGUCAAAGUAAAAUCCUCAAAUCUGAAGAUUUUGAAGAGAAAGUGGACAAACGCGAGGAGAGGAGAAAAAAGGCCGCAGGUGGUAAAUCUGGAGGAGGCACACAAGGCAGGGAAACGAAAACAAAAUCUACCAAAAAAGUGAAGGGAAAUACAAAAAAUUUAGAUACAGUCAUCAUAGAUAACUCUGAUAGUAAACAACUUUUUGAAAUAUUAACGAAAGAAGAUGUAUUGAAUUGCAUUGAAAAUACUGUGAACAAUGCAGGGUUGGAUCUGAUCAUUGAACAGAUUGUAGAACACAUCCUUGAGAAACUGAACUUGGAAGCUUUGAAAAUUGCAGAGAAUAUUUAUGCCACCACAGUUCUGGAUCAAACAGCAAAUAGGAGACAUACACACAAUGAACUACAACAAAAAUUAAAUAAUCUCAUCAGUGACAUAAGGUUAUUUGAGAAAGGAAUCAAGUUACUACCGGCAGAUUUGCAGGUUCAACUUUAUAAAUACUUACUCAAAUCUGUAUGCACCGACAUUGUGAACGAAAUUUUAACUUAUGUUGCGCAAGAAAACAACUUGACAGCUAACUUUACUAAUAAUGAUCAAAGAAUAAAAUUCACUAAUGAGCUACAACCAGAUAUACGUAAUCUACUCUUACCUCUCGUAAAAGCUCUAUCUUCCAAAAAUAUCGACGAUUUUAUGGCCGUUAUCGACGACGCUCUAGGGGCUUGCAGCAUGAUACUGAAGAAAAUCGACAAGAAGAAAGAUAGGGUAAUUGUUCUUAACCACAAGCAGAAAUUGUUAGAACAGUUAAACAAAUGCGACGAUCCUGCACUCGUUUUACAUUUGGCAGUCUUGGUGAUUUUUACCACAGCCACGCAAUGUAUGCUGCACGCCAGCGGCAGGCAUUUGCAGCAGAUUCUGACAUAUUUAAAGCAGUAUCUAACUCCUGAACAAAUUGGAGAAAUGACCACUUAUCAUGAUUACGUGACAUUAAUGUUGAGUGGUGGAUCCGAGGAAGAAAAUGUUCGACAAAAACUCAAAGAGAUGAUUCCCAUAAUUAGGAACAUAGCAAAUGAAUUCAAAAAGCCAACAUCAGAGAAGAGUUGACUGGAGUAAUUGAUCAUGUUGAUAUAUCUGAUUAUUUGUAGAUAGUUCAGAAGUUUAAUUUUUGUUUGCAAAUAAAACUCAAUUUAUAUGUU
Molecule: messenger RNA, 2516 nt
Organism: Coccinella septempunctata (seven-spotted ladybird)
Lineage: Eukaryota; Metazoa; Arthropoda; Insecta; Coleoptera; Coccinellidae
Gene: Ufl1
Product: E3 UFM1-protein ligase 1 homolog
Exons: 4
Coding region: 142-2424 (760 amino acids)
Biological process (GO): protein K69-linked ufmylation; regulation of proteasomal ubiquitin-dependent protein catabolic process; response to endoplasmic reticulum stress
Cellular component (GO): endoplasmic reticulum membrane
Molecular function (GO): UFM1 ligase activity
Source: RefSeq, a predicted model, not a curated record